CGCGUCGCACGCCCACCGAAUGCUGAUAAGGGGCCGCGGAUAGAUAAAUCCGCGCACAGCUCCCACGCCGCUGGAUCCCCCGCUUGGGUUGUCACAUGUGUUGUCACGGGCCAGGAAAAUGAGCAUCCUGCGAAAGAGAUUGAGCGAGUUCGACGACGUUCUCGACGCGGACGAGAUAGAUACGGCCAGCCUCAGUAAAAUAUGUUUCCAUGGCGUGCCCGACGAGCCCGGUGGCCUCAGGCCCCUGUGUUGGAAGCUGCUGCUCAACUAUCUGCCACCGACAAAGUCCAGUUGGAUAGAGACCCUGAAGCGCAAAAGGGAAUUGUACAAUACCUUCAUCGAGGAUCUCAUUGUUAUGCCUGGCGAAUCGAAUGCAGAUGACAAGGAGAGAGUGGACGUGACGUUACACGAUCAUCCUCUCAAUUUGAAUCCCGACAGCAAGUGGCAGACGUACUUUAAAGAUAACGAAGUCCUACUCCAGAUUGAUAAAGAUGUCAGACGACUCUGUCCAGACAUAUCAUUUUUUCAACAAGGCACUGAUUAUCCGUGUCAAAAGAUAGUGAACGCUAACGGUCAGCAGCGUUUGCACCACAGAGUUCAGCACACGGUGCUGAAAAGCGCGAACGUCGAGAGGAAGGGCUUAGGAGUGACCAAGAUAGCGGUUUCUGUCAGAAAGGCUACGGAAGAUUACGCGCCGUUGGCCGAGGGUGGUGAGGCACACUGGGAAGUGUUGGAAAGAAUACUCUUCAUAUACGCCAAAUUGAAUCCCGGUCAAGGUUAUGUGCAGGGAAUGAACGAGAUAGUCGGACCCAUAUAUCACGCGUUCGCUUGCGAUCCGGAUUCCACAUGGAGAAAACACGCCGAGGCAGACACUUUUUUCUGUUUUACUAAUCUGAUGGCCGAAAUACGUGAUUUCUUCAUAAAGACGUUGGAUGAAGCUGAAUUUGGAAUUAAUUCGAUGAUGAGUAAAUUGACCAAUCAAGUUAGAACCAAUGAUCCCGAGGUGUGGCUGCGUCUGCAUCAGCAGGAGCUGUGCCCACAAUAUUACAGCUUUAGGUGGUUGACGCUCCUACUUUCGCAAGAGUUCCCCCUGCCGGAUGUCAUGAGAAUAUGGGAUUCCCUGUUCGCUGAUGAGAACAGAUUCAGUUUCCUCAUACAUAUCUGCUGUGCCAUGAUCCUAUUACUGCGGGACCAGUUGCUGGCCGGCGACUUUGCUACAAAUGUUAAACUCUUGCAGAAUUUUCCCUCGAUGGACAUCCAGAUUGUGCUCUCUAAAGCAGCUGCCCUGGCAGGCAAGACUUUAUAAUUUUUUUGAUUAAUUAAGAACGUGGACGCAAUGCUUUCUCGAAUAUGUCGAAUAUCAUGAUUCUCUUCCUCUCCUCCUUCCGAGUUAUUAAGACCACAUGCGUGAUAUAUAAGGUAAAGUAUAAUUUUAUAUACCAUCCUCAUUCCCGAGAGGAGAGAAAUGCAAUAAAAUAUCAAUUAUAAUAUCAGUAGAUAUUCAAGCUGAUAGCCAAUCUUAUAUCAAAUAUUUAACAGCUGUAUACAUGACAUACGUUCUUGCAGCGAAUACUGAGAUCUGUAUACAGCACUUUGCCAGAUGUUAAAUUUUUUGAUAUAUUUAAAGUAUAUUAAAGUAUAUUUGUGUAUAUAGUAUAUAUACACAUAUUGUUAUAUUGGAAUGUAACAUAAGAAUGUAAAUUUAUACAAAAGAUAUGAUAAUCAUUUCAUAAGCAGCAGAUAUUAAUUAGAGGAUUAAUGCUCAUUUCUACUCCAAUGUAGUUUAAUUUUAAUCGUACUAAAGCUUAACCUCUUAUUUACUUAAAAUUAUUAAUUUUAGGUAAAUAAUAAGUUAAAACUUUAUUUAUUUAAAAUUGUAAAAUUAAUGCAAAAAUAUUAUUAGGCAUCCACUUUGAUCGAAUAAGGCCACUCUUCGCUUAUUUACAUUGGUCGAUUUCUACUUAUUAUUUAUUAGGUAUUUAUCUUUUUCGAGAUGUUAGAAAAAAUUAAAAAAAAAAUGAAAAGAUAUAAAUUAAAUAAAAAUUAGAUAAAUUGAACUGAGAUUAAAGUUAAUCUACAUUAGUAGAAAUGGACAUAAAUCGAAGAGGAAAUCUGAUUUAAGAUUUUCCAUCUGUCCGAUACAAUAUGAAUUCUGCAAUAAUCACAUUACAAUAGGUUAGUAGCAUUUAUACGCGCCAUAAUAAUUACACGAUACGUUAAGAGGAGAAAUUACAUUUUGUAAUCUUAUUUUUGUAAGAAAAUAAACGCGCCGUUCGAACUACGUUUAUAAAAUAAAGGGAAACGUUAUCAGUUUUCCGUCAAGCCU
Molecule: messenger RNA, 2326 nt
Organism: Wasmannia auropunctata (little fire ant)
Lineage: Eukaryota; Metazoa; Arthropoda; Insecta; Hymenoptera; Formicidae
Product: TBC1 domain family member 13
Exons: 10
Coding region: 119-1306 (395 amino acids)
Biological process (GO): activation of GTPase activity; intracellular protein transport
Molecular function (GO): GTPase activator activity
Source: RefSeq, a predicted model, not a curated record